CGUAUAUAUGAACGCACACAUCCCUGUACAAAGACUACGAUACAUGGUGCUCUCUCCGUUACCUUCUCUCGCCACUUUGUACUUCUGAACACAGUCUCCCUUUCUCGUCUCUAUCACCACUCUCUGUCUCCUUUUUACUGUUUCUUUUAUGGAUUUCAAACUUGUAAUUUGGCAGCUUCAAUGGCUACUUUUGGUGCUUCCGCGACUUCAAAUCCAAACCCUAACAAAUCUAUUGAGGUUACACAACCUCCUGGUGACUCAGUUUCAAGUCUCAAUUUCAGUCCCAAGGCCAACUUCUUGGUUGCUACUUCCUGGGACAGCCAGGUAAGAUGUUGGGAAAUCACAAGGAGUGGAGCCACUUUAGGAAGUGUGCCAAAGGCAUCAAUAUCACACGACCAACCGGUUUUAUGCUCCUCUUGGAAGGAUGAUGGAACAACUGUAUUUUCUGGAGGGUGUGACAAGCAAGUGAAGAUGUGGCCUCUACUAUCUGGGGGUCAACCAGUAACUGUCGCAAUGCAUGAUGCCCCAAUCAAAGAGGUUGCAUGGAUUCCAGAGAUGAACAUGCUGGCUACAGGAAGUUGGGAUAAGACCUUGAAGUACUGGGAUUUGAGGCAGCCAAAUCCAGUGCACACCCAACAACUUCCUGAUCGCUGUUAUGCAAUGACUGUGCGGCAUCCCUUGAUGGUUGUUGGCACUGCAGAUAGAAAUCUCAUAGUCUUUAACCUGCAACAGCCUCAGAAUGAGUACAAGAGAAUCACUUCUCCCUUGAAGUAUCAAACAAGAUGUGUUGCAGCCUUUCCUGAUCAGCAAGGCUUCUUGGUUGGUUCAAUCGAGGGGAGGGUUGGUGUACAUCAUCUAGAUGAUGCACAGCAAAGUAAGAACUUCACUUUUAAAUGCCAUAGAGAUGGCAAUGAGAUAUACUCGGUCAAUUCCUUAAACUUCCAUCCAGUGCAUCACACAUUUGCAACUGCAGGAUCUGAUGGUGCCUUUAAUUUUUGGGACAAGGAUAGCAAACAGAGACUCAAGGCGAUGUCACGGUGCUCUCUUCCAAUACCCUGCAGCAGUUUCAACAAUGAUGGCUCAAUUUUUGCAUAUUCGGUAUGUUAUGACUGGAGCAAGGGUGCAGAAAAUCACAACCCACAAACGGCAAAGUCCUACAUCUAUAUGCAUUUGCCCCAGGAGUCUGAGGUCAAAGGCAAACCACGAGUUGGAACAAGUGGUAGAAAGUAAAGCUGCAUAUCAUUAUAAAAUCACCUUUUUCACCUGAGACAUAAAACAUCGCGGACAACAUUUACUCUUUCCCUCUUCCAUUGUCACUACAAGGGUUUUGACUUGGAUGGUUUAGACGUCAUUGUUAGUGAUAGAGUUCAUGAUAUAGAUAUAGGUGCCCAGAUUUGGAUCAUAAUGCGGUGAUCGAUGGUUUGUAGCAUAAAAGUUUGCAACUCAGCAUGACCUUUAUGGUGAGUUUUCUGAAGUAGUAGCACGUUAGGUUUGGUCUAACCUUGCAAGCAAUCACAGAACUAGGAAUUAUUUUUAGGGGGGCCAGAAUAAAAUUUAAUAUGUAAUUGUACUUAAAUUUUUUUUUUUUUAACCAAGUCAGUAGGGUUAUGGCACCCUUCAGCCCCUUGGCUCUGUCAGUGCUUGCAAGUAUGAGGUUUGGUAUGAAUUAUUGAAGAUUGAAUUUGAGACCGCACAGGUGUGGAAACAACUCCUUUAAACCAAACCAAGAUGUUUUUAA
Molecule: messenger RNA, 1738 nt
Organism: Hevea brasiliensis (rubber tree)
Lineage: Eukaryota; Viridiplantae; Streptophyta; Magnoliopsida; Malpighiales; Euphorbiaceae
Product: protein RAE1
Exons: 12
Coding region: 181-1230 (349 amino acids)
Biological process (GO): RNA export from nucleus; transcription-dependent tethering of RNA polymerase II gene DNA at nuclear periphery
Cellular component (GO): nuclear pore
Molecular function (GO): RNA binding; ubiquitin binding
Source: RefSeq, a predicted model, not a curated record